AUGGCUGCGUUCGAAUUCCGCAACAGAAAAGUCAGCCUGCAACUGGCUAACAGCAAGCUUCGCUGUGUCUACGCCAUGAACCAGCAGCAUCUUCCGGCGUGCGCGUGUCUCCAUGUGCAGCUUGCUCAAAAAUGCAAUUUCUCCGGUUCUACGUACUUAGAAGAGAACCUACGUGAUCAGCUGGCAUACGGAUUGAGAAGUGAUGCGAUACGUUUCAAGCUGUUAACUGAGGAUAAAUUAACAUUCAGCCGCGCAGUGGAAAUAGCGACGUCGUUAGAGGCGGCGGAUCGAGACUCGAAAGCGAGCGGACCCAGCAGUGGCGCUGGGAGCGCGACAUCGGCGCCGAUGUCGACGCGAGAAGAGGACGUGCACGCGGUGCGCGUUGGCGGCGGCGGCGGCGCGCGCGCGCCCCCGCGUCGCAGGCAGCCGGCGGCGGCGCCGCGCGCGCGCUGUCCGCGGUGCUUGGGCACGCACCAUCCGAGGAGCUGCUCAUUCAUGAACACGGAGUGCUACGUGUGUGGCAAGAAGGGACAUAUUGCGAAAGCGUGUAAAAACCGGAAACAUCAUAGCGUCAACGUGUGUACGGAGUCUAGGGACACGAGCGACGACGGCGGGUCGGAGGACGCCGAUGACGAGUACGACGUGCCGUUGUACUCUAUAGACGACAACACCGGCAGUGAUCAACCAUGGUGGCGCACUGUGACGGUGAACGGAGUCAAGGUGCGCAUGCAGCUGGACUGUGGUGCUGCGAUAAGCGCUGUCUGGCAGUUAUUUUAAUCAGCUGUUUAAAAAUGUUAAUUUGUUACCUCCUAAGACAAAUUUAAAAAUGUACGCGGGACAAAAAGUUACACCGAAGGGCAUUAUGUCGUGGAAAGUUUACGUAUGGCAAUAAAAAGAAAUCAAAUUUAAAGUUAGUCGUAGUAGACUCAGACGACAGCCCGCCCAUUAUCGGACGUCGGUGGAUGACGGCGUUAGGUAUACAAUGCAGUCCUCAGGCUCCCGAGACGAUAUAUAGUAUUAAUAACGCUCGUGAGGGUGUAGUGACACAGCUGGCUCGAGAGUUCCCGCAGGUGUUCGCGCAGGGAACUGGCAAGUUCACAGGUAAGCCCAUACAACUAAAAGUGGCCAGUGACGCGCGGCCCGUGUUCUGCAAGCCGCGGGCCGUGCCGCACGCGCUGCCCGCCGCAGUGGAGGCCGAGCUGGAGCGCCUGCAGGCGGACGGGGUCAUCUCGCCGGUGGAGACUAGCGAGUGAGGGACGCCCGUCGUGCCCGUUAUCAAACAAUCAGGUGAGGUAAGACUAUGCGGGGAUUUUAAAGUAACACUAAACCCGGUAUUAGAGGAUGACAAAUACCCGAUACCUCGUAUCGAUGAAAUAUUCUCUAAUUUGCAAGGAGGACAACUUUUCAGUAAAAUAGAUUUGAGUCAUGCUUAUCAGCAAUUACCGCUUACAGAAGAAUCUAAACAGCUGUGCGUAAUCGUGACUCAUAAGGGUAACUUUUGUUACAAUAGAUUACCGUUCGGUAUUAAGUGUAAUAUGAGUAAAUUUCAGCGCGUCCUGGAUAGCCUAUUCAAGAAUAUGAACCUUAUUGCAGUGUAUUGCGAUGAUAUUUUGGUCACGGGAGUUAACGACGAUGAUCAUUACAAACGCCUGAUAUCGACGAGUAAAAUAGAUGCCGUUCAGGCAGCCCCAGUACCAGACACCGUAUCGCGUUUAAAGGCAUUCUUAGGCUUGGUCAAUUAUUAUGCCAAAUUCAUACCUAAUAUAAGUACCGUUUUACACCCGCUUUACGAGCUACUAAAAAAACAUAACAAGUUUUUGUGGUCUCGGGAAUGCAACGAAGCAUUCAUGAAAAUGAAACAAAUGUUAGCCGCAAAACCGAUGUUAAUGCAUUAUAAACCUGAUGCACCUCUAUGGCUCUAUUGUGACGCAUCUCCGUAUGGGUUGGGGGCGGCGCUGGUGCAGCGGGGCGAAGGGGGUGAUCUGCCAGUGGCGCACGCCUCGCGGGCGCUCAACCGCCUGAACGAAAUUAUGCACAAAUAUGUCGUGAGGGUCUUGCAAUCAUUUUUGGCGUUCAAAAAUUUCAUCACUACCUUUUUGGUAGACGGUUUACCUUAGUUACGGACUGUAAACCGUUAGCGCACAUUUUAAGCCAGCAUAAAAGUAUACCGCAAAUGGUAGCGGGACGAUUGCAGCGGUGGGCGGUAAUUUUAAGCGGGUACGACUAUGAGAUAGCUUGCGUUAAAUCGGAACAAAACUGUUUAGCAGUUAAUUUGUCACGCCUACCGUUAGACAUUAUAAAAGACGAAAAAAAAGUAGGGUAUUAUGCGAAUUUUUGAAUUUUAUCGAUGACGGUAUAUCGAUUAAUCAUCGCGAUAUUGCAAAAGGCCCGGACACCGGAAGGAUUGACAGAUUAACAGCUCUUUCUUGAUUCGGUGGGUGGUGGUGCAUGGCCGUUCUUAGUUGGUGGAGCGAUUUGUCUGGUUAAUUCCGGUAACGAACGAGACUCUAGCCUGCUAAAUAGGCGUCGUCAUUUAGGUGCGCGCGGCCGUUCGCGGUCGUGCAACUCACUGGCGACGUAUUAAAAUUCUUCUUAGAGGGACCGACGGUUUCGAGCCGCAUGAGAUUGAGCAAUAACAGGUCUGUGAUGCCCUUAGAUGUCCUGGGCCGCACGCGUGCUACACUGAAGGAAUCAGCAUGUUCUCCUUGGCCUAGAGGCCCGGGCAACCCGUUGAAACUCCUUCGUGCUGGGGAUUGGGGUUUGCAAUUAUCCCCCAUAAACGAGGAAUUCCCAGUAAGCGCGAGUCAUAAGCUCGCGUUGAUUACGUCCCUGCCCUUUGUACACACCGCCCGUCGCUACUACCGAUUGAAUGAUUUAGUGAGGUCUUCGGACCGACACGCGGUGGCUUCACGGCCGUCGGCAUUGCUGGGAAGUUGACCAAACUUGAUCAUUUAGAGGAAGUAAUAGUCGUAACAAGGUUUCCGUAGGGGAACCUGCGGAAGGAUCAUUAACGUGUAUACAUGUUGGUAUGGUAUAUAUACAUACAAACAUGUAUAACAAAAAUAAUCCGUUAACAUGAAACAAUUAUAUAUAUGUGUCCAGUUUACGUCACACACACACAGGUGAGAUCUAUUAUUUCGAUCUCGCGUCGCGUAUUUAAAAUGUUUGAGAUUAUUAACGUCUACUAUUUUGUGGAGGAGAGAGUUGCGCUUCGACCGGCAUAAAAAUCCGCGCCGUUACAGCUUAUCCUCUCCUCCUCCGUAUUAUAUAGACGGAUUAUAGUCUUUGAACUCUCGCGAACAUCAACUGUGGUGUUGUACGCAGACCGGACAUAUAUAUAUAUGUAUAUAUACGUCAACAUGCGGUAAUCGUUUAUUACUUUUUU
This is a messenger RNA of Cydia pomonella (codling moth), 3385 nucleotides long. RefSeq lists its product as uncharacterized. Bases 1 to 777 code for a protein of 258 amino acids. Lineage: Eukaryota; Metazoa; Arthropoda; Insecta; Lepidoptera; Tortricidae. Gene Ontology annotation, molecular function: zinc ion binding; nucleic acid binding. The record is from RefSeq and is a predicted model, not a curated record. The transcript is spliced from 3 exons.